GCCAGCACAACGUUGACGUGUGUGAACCUAUUCGUGUUGCCAUACAAUUACCCAAUACUACUGCCCCUAUUGGAGGACCUGUUCAAAGUGCAGUCCGGCAAACCCACUCGCGAGUGGAAAGUCCAGUUCGACAACUAUCUCAAGAUUAUGCCACUGUAUUACGCGUCGCCGUUGAAGCGAGCGCUCCAGCGUAUGGGCGCUCCCAAUCUGGUGCCCGACAAUAUGGAGAACUGUCUCUCAUAUCCGGUCCUCAAUUACUUGAAACGUCUCAAGAAUUUGGCGAAAGCCGAGUACGAGAAGCUCGUGGCCAGCGUUGGCACCAUUAAGCCGCCGGCGAUGCUUCAGUCGGAGGGCAACCGUGUGGUCAACAGCAGUCCAAAUAUGCGCAAAAUGUCUGAACUCGGCCUCUGCUCUAAUCCGUUGCUCUCCAAGCGAUUCGUGUCACUGAAGAACGAAUUAAACGAAUUUCCCGGUUUUGUGAUCCGAUUCCGCGACAAAUACGCCAACGACUCGAAGACCCACUGCUAUCGGAACGCGUUUGACAUAAACCGGACGGAACUGUUGGAUCAGAUCAUGAGAAUGCGUACGAAUUUCAUGCAACGCCACACCACUGCCAUCCGGUAUCAGGACGAGGACCAGUUGCACAGUUUGCCAAUCGCUCAGAUGGGCAACUAUCAGGAGUAUCUGAAGCGAAUGCCUGUGCCGUUACGCGAGUUGGAGUCCACACCAGUCCGACAGCACAUGUUUGGCAAUCCGUUUAAAGUGGAUAAGAGAGGAAUGAUGAUGAUUGACGAGACCGACAUCGAUCUGGUCGGCAGCGGAGGCGGUGGUGGCGGCGGGUCGUCGCCCGCGCGCAGCCCUAAGCGUACGGCCACUGAUAUCUAUCUGAAUGGCCCGAAGCCGAAGCGCAAACCGGGGCCUCUGCCCAAAGACUUUCCGAUGCGACCGCUCAGUCCGAUCCCUAGUCCGCCGCCAUCUCCCACACCAAUGACGGCCAUUCAGUUACAAUCAUUCCCAUCGACACCACCGCCAUCGCCAUUACCGACGCACACGCCCUCAGCCUCACCAUCACUGCCACCUCCGAUGCAGACAUCAGUAGUGAAAGGCGUGGCCAACGGUAGCGCAGUGUUGGGUCGACCUAAAGAUCAUUUGACGUUAAAUCCGUUGACAACGUCGACGACAGUCAACAGUGAAAUGAAUCAAAAGUCAGUGAUAGUAACGCCUAAAAGUAGUGCCACAGAGACUACUAAUUCUUCGCCGAUCGCAUCGACACCACAUCCCAACUCAUCCGCCGCUCAGAGCUUACCAUUGAAUUCGAUUCAAAACAACUCAUCGACAAUAGAUUUAGACAUUCAUAAUUCAAUAAAUUUGAAAACUAAUCCACCGCUUGUAGUGCCGGUCAACGGACGGUUAAGCGGCGCUCAGCCUUCGCCGUCAUCGCCGCCCCCGUCGGCCAACGAACUGACAAACCAUAGCGAACACAAUGGCACCGAUAAUCGGGCCAACAGUUUGGCCGCCAAGAAAGUCCAGUUAACGCCCGAAGAGUUUGAGUUAAAGCGAUAUUUGUUUAAAUUGGUCCGAAGGCCCGGAAGAAAUUUCGAUGAAUUACUUCGCGAAUUGUCACACAUUCGGCUCUCACUGCGCGACCAACUGUUACAGGAGGUGAUAGCGGAGGCCAAUCGGUUUAAGCGCCGGUCGCUGAUUGAGUUGUUGUGCAACACAUUCAAACGCUCGCCGCACGACAUGCUGUCCGCCUGUGGUGUGGAGAGUGUGUGAUAUAAACCGAUUAUUUAUAUAAAUAUAAAUGUGUUGUUUAUUUUAAAUAUAUUAUUGUUAUAUUUUGUUGUUAUUAUUCACACACAAUGUUUUUUUCGGCCACCAAAAAGGCAAAACCGAUCGGUGCUCUCAUUCACAUCCCAGACAGUCGUCAGACACACGCUAUUCAGUCGCCAAAUGUGUGGUUUCGCUGCAAAUGAAAGUGUGAUUAUUGAGGAAAUGAAGUGAAAUUGUGUUUUAUUUAAUGAGUUUUUAUUUAAUUAUGACGACAAGAGGGGUGGGGGCGACACAACCUGUUGUCUAGUGUGGUGUCCAGCCCUCAGCCCACACACACACACAUCCGAUGUCUCUCUCCUCCCGAGAGAGUAAUGGGCACUAAAUCUUCUAUUUAUUUUAGAAGCAAACUGUGAUUUAUUCGCCACUAAUUUCUAUACAUUAAUUAUUAUUGAGAUAAUAAGUUAUUCAUUAUUUGAAAUUGUAUUUUCUUUUCAAAUGAUAUCGUUUUUUGUCGAUCUUUUUCAUGAGAUUUCUUUAAUGAAAUUUUUUUCAUAAAAAUAAAUUUUAAGUUUUAAACGA
Messenger RNA from Medioppia subpectinata, 2352 nucleotides. The record is from the annotation of a GenBank genome assembly. Lineage: Eukaryota; Metazoa; Arthropoda; Arachnida; Sarcoptiformes; Oppiidae.